CGUCCACACGUAUCGCGUGGUGAGGAUCAUCCAUAUUGGUGCUAGUGCUGGAGAUAAGGCUUAAUCCGGAGGCCCUCGGACACGUUUCUCCUCGUUUCGGUGCGUGUGGCUGCGGCCGGCCCUGGUGCGCUGUGGACUGAAGCUUUGGUCUGAACAGCGGCGGGGCAGCGUACAAACCUCCAAUUUUUCCCCCCGAAAGAGAACACUGCCGAUCGGCCAGGACUGGUAAUCCUACCGGAGGAGACAGGCACGGCGGAGGUGGGAAAUGGCCACUCAGGUGGAGACACUCCUGCCCGGCAACCCGCUGUCCAAACCCGAGGACCACAGCGCCAUGAUCCGCGGUGAGCUGGGGCAGGGGGACCGGGGCGGGCGAGGGGACGAGGCCGAGCGAGGCAGCAGUUGCGCCGGGCAGGGAGGCACCCACGACUCGGAGCAGCACCCAGCCUCCGGUAAAGAGCCAAAAGGCGACUCUGACAACGACAACAAGCCGAACGAGGAGGGCGUCAAAGGCAAAAAGGAGUUUACCGAAGCCCCUCCGCCCAAGGUGAACCCGUGGACUAAGAAAAUGAACGCGGUCACGGUGGUCAGCGUCAACGGACAGGCGCCCAACGAAUCAACUGGUCCGGCCAAAGUGGUGCGAGCCGGAAAUCCACCGAAAACCAGACGCGGAGGAAAGGUUGGAGAUUUUGGUGACACGAACAGCUGGCCAACUCCUGGAGAAAUCGCAACAAAAGACACUCAGAUGGAGGCAGUGUCCAGCCUGUCCUCUGUCAGGCAGGUCAGAGACUCGUGGAGAGCAGCUCCUCCAAAGCGAUCGUCGCAGAAGAAGGAGCUGAAGGAGAAACGGGAGAGCAUCGAGGAGAGCAAAGAAAACCUCAAAUCCAAAUCUGAUGACUCUGGAGAAGACAAGAAUCCUGACGAGGACGGCCAGAGGAAUGGGUCCAAGAAGAAAGGUAACAAGCAGAAGUGGGUUCCUCUGAUGAUCGAGGUGAAGCCGGAGGGUCCCAGAGAGCGAUCGGCGUCGCGGAACAACAGUCGCCCCAAUGAGAGCCCGAGAGUGCCCCCUACUGCUCGCAACGACCUGCGAGACUGGCACUCUCAGAAGUACGAGCGUGAGUGGAGGGACGACCACGAUGAAGUGUCCAGUGUGAAGAGUGAGGGGGCGCCCUUCAGAGGCGGCUUCAGGGGGCGGGGCCGGGGACGUGGCAGGGGGCGGGGCCGAGGCAGGGGUGCGGGCAGAGGCCAUUAUGAGUACCGUUUCGGAUACAAAUCCUACGACGUGAAAGAUGCCGCAUACGGACAGAAGUUUGGAAACUCUGUGACUUAUUACUACGACAACAUGAGCAGCAACGACCUGUACUCAGUGGACCAGGACCUGCUCAAGGACUACAUCAAGAGGCAGAUCGAGUACUACUUCAGUCUGGAUAACCUGGAGAGGGACUUCUUUCUGCGGCGGAAGAUGGACCAGGAGGGUUUUCUGCCCAUCGGCCUCAUCGCGAGCUUCCACCGAGUGCAGGCACUGACCACUGACGUCAGCCUCAUUCUGGAGGCGUUGAAGGACAGUCAGGAGGUGGAGAUCAUCGACAUGAAGAUUCGGAGGAAAGAGGAGCCGGAGAAGUGGCCUUUACCGGGCCUGAACCUGCCCAACCACGCCCACACCACCGACUUCUCUCAACUCAUCAACUGCCCCGAGUUCAUCCCCCGCACCGCACCUGACGACCAGACAGGUUCCCCACGAGCUUCAACGCCAGUGCAGCAGACCAAACCGGACCAGGACCUUUCCAACCUGAAGACCAUGCCCAAGGGACUGUCGGCCAGUCUCCCAGAUCUGGACUCCGAAUCCUGGAUCGAGGUCAAAAAGAGACCCCGGCCCUCUCCAGCAAGGCCCAAGACCCAUUCGUUUCAGCAGAAGGACAAAGAGGAGAUGCGCUCUCCAGUGCCCCCUACUGGAUCCUCCCCCUUGCCCACUGCACCCUCCACCAAGGACGGAGGGGAGCAGGACGAGCCAGAGGAGUUGGACUUCAUGUUUGACGAGGAGAUGGCUCAGAUGGACGGACGCCGAAACACCUUCACCGACUGGUCAGACGAAGAAACCGAUGGAGAGAUAGACGACCAGGACUUAAACAAGAUCCUGAUUGUCACGCAGACUCCGCCCUAUCUACGCAAGCACCCGGGCGGAGAUCGAACUGGCAACCACACCUCACGCGCCAAACUGACCAGUGAACUCGCCAAAGUCAUUAAUGACGGACUGUUCUACUAUGAGCAGGAUCUAUGGGAGGACACCUAUGAGCCCGAGUACGCAACCAUCAAGCAAGAGGUGGAGAACUUCAAGAAGGUGCACUUGAUCAGCCGAGAGCAGUUCGACUGUUUGACCCCUGAACCUCCCGUCGACCCCAACCAGGAAGUGCCCCCUGGACCCCCCAAACCUCAGCAGAUUCCCACAGACGCUCUGGCGAACAAGCUCUUCGGUGCUCCUGACCCCUCCUCGAUCGCACGCUCUCUCCCCACCACCGUCCCCGAGUCGCCCGGUUACCGUAGCAACAGGACACCGCGCACGCCCCGCACGCCGCACAGGAAAGACCCCACCAUGACGCCGCGUUUCUACCCCGUCGUCAAGGAGAGCCGGCCCGUAGACGCCAAGACACCGAGGAAGAGGAAGACCCGGCAUAGCUCUAACCCGCCUCUGGAGUGCCACGUGGGUUGGGUCAUGGACUCCCGGGAGCACCGCUCCAGGACUGCCUCCGUAAGCUCCAACGCUAGCCCCUCCGAGGCCACCCCCGUCCUGGGCACCAUCGGAGCCACCCCUCAGUCCCUGCCUAAGUUCCAGCAUCCCUCCCACGAACUGCUCAAGGAGAACGGAUUCACCCAACACGUCUACCACAAGUACCGCCGACGCUGCCUCAACGAGCGGAAGAGGCUGGGGAUCGGCCAAUCGCAGGAGAUGAACACGCUCUUUCGUUUCUGGUCGUUUUUCUUGAGAGAUCACUUCAACAGAAAGAUGUACGAGGAGUUUAGACAACUGGUGGUGGAGGACGGCAAAGAGGGAUACAGAUAUGGACUUGAAUGCCUCUUCAGGUACUACAGCUACGGUCUGGAGAAGAAGUUCAGACCGGACAUUUUCAAGGACUUCCAGGAGGAGACCAUGAAAGAUUAUGAAGCUGGUCAGCUGUACGGGCUGGAAAAGUUCUGGGCCUUCCUGAAAUACUCAAAACAAGCCAAAACUCUGGAGAUCGACGCCAAGCUGCAGGAAUAUCUGAGCAAGUUCAAACGUCUGGAGGACUUCAGGAUCGACCCCCCGAUGGAGGACGGCGGACGCAGACGGCACUCCUCAAGCGGGGAUGGCCGCCGCAGACACCCCUCUCAGAACUCCAGCAGCAGACCCCAGAGCCAGGCCAGUUCUACCCCCAACAUGGCUCCUGUCUCAGGGUCGAGCCAUGGAGCGUCUGCCCCCUCCUCUUCCACCAACCCCACCUCCUCCACCACAGCCAAGGACGACGCAAAGCCCGCCCCCUCCUCUGCUGACCCCAUCCCCUCCUCUGCUGACCACACCCCCAAGUAGCUCCCAUGAGUAAAACUGAGUCAAAAAUAUCUUUAAAAUAUCUGCAAGUCGCUGUUUCACCACACGGAGCAGAGAGGAGUUACUCAACCCCACGAAAACUGGAUUCAUCGCAGUGGUGCAAAUUUUUUUUUUUUUGUCUUGAUGAGGCAAAUUUUGGUGUAUAUUUUUUUUGUUUUGUUUUUUGUUUUAACCAAUCACGUAUAACGUAUUCUUUUUCUUUUAAAUAUUUAAUUUUCGUUCCACUUCUGACCCCUCCAGUGUCUCAUCGAUGUCCAAAUAAAGUUAUUUUUGAUUUGGAGAAACUUUUGGGGAUUUGACCUUAAACUGGGUAAUGAACUACACCCCUCGCUCGCGCCCUCAAGUGGCCAUGAUGCUCCUGUACAUCCAACUCGGACCAAAGUGGGUUGAAACAGAUUAGCGACUGAUGCAAUGUCAUCCACAGAUGUAUUACCCCGAAAAACGGCUAAAAUACUUAAAAAGCUGGAUAUUUUUUGGGGAAAAACACAACUAUGAACCAAAUGAGUGGCGUAAAGACCUCACUACGGACACUAUUGUUGAAAGUUGCCUUAUUUUAAUGGUUUUACCGCUUCAAAACGUGCCGCUACCUUUUUGGUUUGAUCGUAAAGCAUCGAAUAUCAACUAAAUCCUCCACAAGUCUGCCAAUUCCUCUCACAAAUUUGUCCCUCUUUUGUUGCCGUUGAACUGUCUUCCAAAACAGCCUGUUACAUGUUACGACCCCUCACUGGAAAAAUGAAUCCAAGAAAAUCGAAUGGAAAAGUUGGGAUGAGCUUCCGACAAGUGCUUCCUGGCUUUUGGGAUCUUAAAAAAAAAAAAUCCAAACUUCAUACCACGCAAGCUGCAACCCUCAGAAAUCCAUCGUUUUGUCCAUUUUUCAUGACUGGAAAUAAGAAUCUGGAGUAACUUGAACCAUGAUUGCGCAGUUUACGAUGUUUUUCCUCUAAUGUGAAUUUGACAGAAGAGACCCAACCCUUUCCCCAAUGAUAGCAACUUGUUUUAUUAAGAUCAGAUUAUAUACAAUUGCCUUAGACACAUGUACUACUUUAAUUUUUUAAAGGAAAAAUGCUCAUGAUUCUAUUUUAAUGCUUUUUAAUUUACAAAUAUUUGCAGUGUUUCUUCUUGCAUUGUUCUGUUAAAUGUUUUGGCCAUGGGUUUGCGUCAGGCUGUUGAACUUUGUGUUAGCAAAAGGGAACGUUGAAGUCAGUUGCUAAAAAAAAAUAUUAGUUGCCAAGAAUUUGAAAAGGCAGAAGUUGGUUACAUUGUCGUUGUGUUGUUCAACUCGCCAAUAGUAAUCUCUGACCUGUCAUCACAAAAAAACACAAAAAAAAACAUCAAAAGGCUCAAAAAUUACAAUUAAAUGUGAAAAAUGCACUGUGUAAUUUUUCCAGUGGUGGGUAAGCCAUCUGCUUGUCUCCAUGGAAACGGGCUGCUUUGUCAGGAUUGUUUCUCAGUAUGACAUUAAACUUAUCUAUUUAGUAUUUAUUUCAGUACAGAUGUUUUUAUCACUCAAAAAUACAUGCAUUCUUACUGCGAGUGGGCUUGCCGCUCCACAGAUCUUGUUGCUGGUCGCUUGUUGCAUGCUUGAAGCUGGUGACGUUAAACCAAUGUGGACUUUAGGCUAAUUUAUCCUCCACCUUUGGAUUAUUUCUAUAGUGGAAAUGAUGUAGUCCACUUUUAGAUCUAGUUUAGUCCUAGAUUAGACCUGGAAUAGUCCUGAUAUAGACCUGGUUUAGAUCUGGUGCAACUCGGAAAGCCAUAUCUUUUCUUUGGUGGUACUUGGUGUGUAAAGUUUGAGACCCACUGUUCAAGGCACAGCAAUAACAUCACCACGGAGACAAGUAGAUGACUUAUCUUCCACCAGAAAAAUCCCGCAGUGCACCUUUAAGGCCAGAAUUGUAAUGCUAAAACGUACCUGUUUCUUUGGUCGAUUUCAGGGUCCACCUUUGUUGUGUCAGUGUUGCUUUUUUCUUCCUCCAAAUUGAAAUUAUUAAUGACGAAUUUUCUGUUUGCCCCCAAAAAGUUUAUCCUAUUUUCUGGGAGAUUUGUUAAAAUUCAUAAAUUUAACAUUUUAGAGCCAUCGAAUAAAAUCAAGUGAAUCACAGGUGAUGGCAAAAAUGGACCGAAUGUUUGAGAUUUGGAAGCUUUUUCACACAACGGGUAAAUUUGUGAAUUCUAAUCGAGAAUGUGUUUUACAAAAUAUCUUUAAAAUGACCUUUAAAUCUUAGACAAAGCUUAAAAACUAGGCAAAUUAAAAUUUCAAAAUUGGGUUAAGUUAUGUUAUAGUUUAUCAUGGAUGAAUCUAAACUGUACUCUAAAUAUACAUUGGUUUAAAGGGCCAAUAUUGCACUAUUUUCUGUUGUUUCCUCAGCACAAACAUACCUGGAGUUGUUUUGUUUCAUUCACACGUUUAACACACAAACCCUGUAUAUUUAGGCUGAGUUCUUCUCUCAAACAAAAAAACACUGUUCCACCUUGUGAUGUCAUAUGUUUGCAGGAAGUGCGCUGUGUUUUUUAACUCUGCACACCUCCACUAGAAUCAUUUGGCAAAACCAGAGCUGAAAUGAUCCAAUCUGCUGAGCUAAAGGUAAAACUUCUACUACAUGACAUCAGAAGGUGGAACAGAGGAUUUUGAGCUUUAGAGGUGUAAAUAAUGUAAUGAAUCAGGAUUAAUCAAACAUGUGUGAAUUAAACAAAACACAACUUCAAGGAUUUUUUGUUUUGACGUAACAACAUGGCUUGAAGCUCACAGGAAUCCAUUUUGUGUAAUAUAGGACCUUUAAAUUGAGAUGUUAGCAGCUAGCUCGUUUAGCAAAAGUUGUUUUUUUUUUCUUAUCAAAGUUGAAUGCCUUUUUGCCAGUUAAUAAAAAGUUAAUGUUUGAAUCUUGUACUUUUCGAUAAAUCGCAAAAACUCAAAAUAUAAUCUUGGAAAUGUAUUACCCUCCUGUGUGAUCAAAGCCCCAAAACUGCUCUCAAUGGAAACCGUAGGGGGCGCCGCAGCCUAUACAAUUUCAAAUGGUGCUUGAUGUUGGAAAAAGAUGUCUUGAGACUGAAAUUUAAAGAAUGAAUUCACGAAGCCAUAAAAUUAUCUGCAAAGUGUCUGUAACCAUAGAAACAUGUGAAUAAAUGCUGGGCUCGUCGGGAGGAAAACCGCGGUGUUAAAAGGAACAAAAAAAUCUCUAAAAGUGAAAAAUGUAAAAUACUUGAAUGAGACGUGUAUCAUAACAUUUACGAUUCAUAAUCUCUGCUUUGUAGGCUGAUGUGAUUCGCUAUUAGUGUUCUUUGUAAUUUGUAGUAAUUGUGCUUUUUCCUUAAUAAAGAAAAAAACCACAAAAUGGACAAAAAAACCUUAAA
Molecule: messenger RNA, 6928 nt
Organism: Periophthalmus magnuspinnatus
Lineage: Eukaryota; Metazoa; Chordata; Actinopteri; Gobiiformes; Gobiidae
Gene: larp1
Product: La ribonucleoprotein 1, translational regulator
Exons: 21
Coding region: 266-3559 (1097 amino acids)
Biological process (GO): positive regulation of translation; mRNA stabilization
Cellular component (GO): cytoplasmic stress granule; cytosol
Molecular function (GO): RNA cap binding
Source: RefSeq, a predicted model, not a curated record